AUGUCACCGCGCAAUUUCCUAUAUAUGGACGACCAGGGUGCUACGCGUAGCGUAGACAUUCCUCACGGGCUUCGCUCAUACGCAGCCGAACAUCUGAAGGCUCUCGAGAGUCUGAUAGAGCGAAUCAACCGCAUCGUCAUUCCGGAUGUAGCCACACCACAUCAGAAGUCCCCGACGACAGUGGAAGCUGGACCUAGCGGCCCUGUCGAUGGUGUUGCAUCGGAAGGCACUGAGCAUCACACAGCCCCUGUGGCAACUGGAUAUAUCGAUCCUCUAGACGGCCUCACCGUAGUGGAAGCCGAGUUCCUCGACGACCUGGGUUGGGCGGACAACGACCUUACUAGCGAGGAAGAAGCGUUUCUUCGCGAAUACGGUCUUGAUGAGCCUGAACACGUUACAUACGAAGAGGGGUCUUCGUCCGAAGCAGCCCUUGUCCCGGAAACGCCACUCGUACACUCUCACGAUGUCGACUGCAAACGUUCGUUCCCGUGGAACUGCACUUCGAACGCAGGGCCUCUUCCAAUCUUGAGCGACCCGACUUUCGGGCCUGUUGGCACUGCACCCCCAACACGUCGUCGCACUUCCGAGCCUCGAGUUCCUCCAGCCUCCUCUUCGGACUCACCGGCCGCGGCACCUCCGACUCGGGCGUCUGUUCCCACCACACCGCUGCGAAUUCCUGCAGUGACUCUCGCUGCUGCAAGAUCAGGCUACUUCGUGUGGAUCCAGAGGGUUUGGGAGCAGCAAGAAAAAACGCUGAGCAUACUUGCGCAAAGACUCGAGGAACAAAGACGGGUAGAAGCACUCGAGCAGGCAAUAAUGGUCGAAGAAACAAACCAGGCGGUGGAUCGAUAUUGGACUUAUCGGAAGCAGCUGUUCAGAGAGCAAUAUUCUCUGGGUGUGAUUCAGUACGGAGAAUACCCCGCGUCCUUUUUGGUCGCUGAUGCUACAGCCGAGAGGAUUGCGCGAGUAGAGGACGAAGCAUUGAGGAUGCCUCUACGGAACUAA
Molecule: messenger RNA, 1005 nt
Organism: Ascochyta rabiei
Lineage: Eukaryota; Fungi; Ascomycota; Dothideomycetes; Pleosporales; Didymellaceae
Exons: 1
Coding region: 1-1005 (334 amino acids)
Source: RefSeq, a predicted model, not a curated record